UUUGUUUUGGUAGAUCACGCCUCGCAGUCUGAAGAGAACGUGGUGCGACAGAAGCGCGUCAACGAGCCGCACAUCUGAGUGCGCCUGUCAAUCACAGAGAGCCACUUUUUGUUGUUAUUUCGCGCACAAAGACGCGGCGCUGGAUAACAACCCGAACGCGUAAUGACUCGAGGAGGCAAUUAGCCUCACAAUCUCAGCCUCUUCUUCUUCUUGUGUGUGUUUGGGAAUACAAACGAUUUCAUUGGCUCCUGUGGAUAUCUUGUAGCUGUUCACCUUUGGAGCACAAGUGGAUGUCCUGUCCCCUCCGCGCCCGGAACUGGCACAUGUGUAACUUAAUAGAAUCUUUUUUUAAGUGUGCUUGUGUGGGAACCUUCUCUUCUCUCGUGUUUUGGACUGCGAUCUUGAGUUGUCUAAAAAUGAGCAUCCACAGUGUGGCUCUGUCCUGUUUGGUGGCGUGCGUCCUCUCGGCGGCGGCGGCGGCGGACACUCAGAGCUUGCCCCAGGAGUCGUGCGCAUCCUGCGGCCUCAGGACCCCGGAUCAAUCAGAGCGGAUCAACAUCGACUUCCUAGAAGCCGUGAAGAGGCACAUACUGAACCGGAUGCAGAUGAGGGAGAGACCCAACAUCACCCACCCCAUCCCCAAGGCGGCCAUGGUGACGGCGCUCCGGAGGCUGCACGCCGGGAAAGUGCGCGAGGACGGCCGGGUGGAGAUCCCCAGCUUUGACGGACGGGCUGCGUACAACGAGGUGCACGCGGAGAACUCCGAGAUCAUCAGCUUCGCGGAGUCAGACCACACCUCCUCUAGCACCGGGCUGUUCUUCAUGGUCUCCCACGAGGGGAACCAGAACCUGUACGUGUCCCAGGCCAACCUGUGGCUCUACUUCCGCGUGCUGCCCGGCGGCCCCGAGAAGGGCCUUCGGAGGAAGGUGAAGGUCAAGAUCCAUUACCAGGAGGCUGUGGCUGAGGGAGGUGGUGCUGGCGGCGGCGGCGGAGGAGGAGGAGGAGGAGGAGGAGGAGGAGGAACCGGCCGCUGGGCUCUGGUGGAGAAACGCGUGGAUCUGAAACGCAGCGGCUGGCACACGUUCCCGCUGUCCGAGGCGGUGCGGGCCUCGUUCGUCAAAGGCAGCCGGCGCCAGGACCUGGAGGUCCACUGCGAGGGCUGCGAGGCGGCCGGCGUGGCCCCGGUGCUGGUGAACCCCGGCGACCCGGCCCACCGGCCCUUCCUGGUGGUGCGCGUGCGCCAGGUGAACGGGAAGCACCGCAUCCGCAAGCGCGGCCUGGAGUGCGACGGCACCAGCGGCGGCCUCUGCUGCCGGCAGCAGUUCUACAUCGACUUCCGCCUCAUCGGCUGGAACGACUGGAUCAUCGCGCCGGCCGGUUACUACGGCAACUACUGCGAGGGCAGCUGCCCGGCGUACAUGGCGGGCGUGCCGGGCUCGGCUUCAUCCUUCCACACCGCGGUGGUGAACCAGUACCGCAUGAGAGGGAUGAGCCCGGGCUCGGUCAACUCCUGCUGCAUCCCCACCAAGCUCAGUACUAUGUCCAUGCUCUACUUCGACGACGAGUACAACAUCGUGAAGAGGGACGUGCCCAACAUGAUCGUGGAGGAGUGCGGCUGCGCUUGACUCCGCCCUCCUCCGGCAACUCUGAACUCGGAGCAGUGAGAAAGGCCUUUCUGUACAAACAAGACGUUGUUGUACGGUACACAUAUACGAUAUAUCUAUACCUACUGUACAUGCGAGCAGCGCGCACACCGGCGCAUAUCUGGUACGCGUGCCAGGGCCGCGUGUGUGUGUGCGAGUGUGUUGUAUUUAUGAGUGACAUGCGUGAAGUCCGUCGUGGGCGACAGCUGGUCAGCGGCGGGGCCAGAAGGGAACGACUCCCACCAAAUGAUACUUUUGCUCUAGUUUGCCAUUUCUAGUCAAAAAAAUAAUGGCUCAUCAUCUCUCGAACGAAGAUUAACAAGCGCUUAAGGAAAGUGACAUUAUUGGCUCCGCCCCCGACACUUCCGGCCCCGCUCCUCCAACCCUCUUUAAGUACUUUGAGCACGUGACAGACUCUUUUUUUCCUUUUUUUUAGAAAGCACUGACAAUUCAUCAUCUUAUACAACUCAGAACGCCAGCACUUCCCCGACGAUGCCAACAGACACAGUGUGACUGUCCCCUCUGGUGGAAUUAGACCGGCAGCUCUUAAUGCCUUGUGGGAUUAUUAUACCCGUUGCGUAAAAAAAAAAAAAGGCAAAAAGGCAAAAAGAAAUUCCUCCACAGAGCUGCUGUUGUCCUUGGACCUCAACUUCCUGCAUGUCCAGACAGACGCAGGGGACAACCAGGUGAAGGUAGAUCUCACAAGUGCACUUCACUUUGUGCACAGGGAAGCGACAACCGAGAAAGAACUGGUUCCCCCCCCCCCCCCCCCCCGGUGACCCCGAGGCUCAGUGGACCCGGCGGGUCACCACGGUGCCGUGCAGCACCACCACAAACUGAAAUGCACACCCUGAAUAGCACUUGUAUAAAGAAAUGCCUUCCAAGGGGUACUGAGUGUCCUGUCCUCUCGCUAAAUAAGUGCCACAUGAGCUAUGCAAUGUAUAGUGACCUAUACCCAUACUCAACACGCUCUAUUAGACUGAAUUCUCUUUCCACCUGUCUCUCUCUCUCUCUCUCUGUCUCUCUCUCUUGCUCUCUCGCUUCUGUCCUCCACUCUUUAUCAAUACUUGAAAUGUAAUCUUUCGCUUCCUUUCCAAAGCGAAUGAUUGUUGUGACGUUUGCACUGAAAGGUUGCAGGAUUAGUGAAACAAAAACUGCCAUUGAAAAGUUAUUUUUAUAGAAGUACAUUUAAUUUUUGUUUCAAAAUGUAUUUUACCUAAUUAAUGGAACCAAAGAGGCCAAUAUUUUUUUUUUAGCUAUACCAAGAUGGCGAGGCCAUUGAGUCACUGUGUACAAUGUGUUUCUGAUCAUUCGCAAUAGGCCUACCACUGUAUCAGGGUACGAUAAAUGAUUUCAUUCCUUAGCUAUAUUUUCAUUUCUCUGUUUUGUACAAUAAGCAACACUUCUUUGUUUUUUUCAUCUUUAAUUCUAUUUUUUUUGUUUCAGUUUUCUAUUUAAUAAGAACGUUAUUUUUAGUUCCUGUCUAAGAAUCAUUUAGUCAAAUAAAUGUCAUCUGUACAGUUUAUGUCAAAUAAACAAAUGUUUUUUAAAAUAUUUUGUAAUUUUAAAAUGUGAGACUUUUUCUUCCUUGUCCUGGGUGUAUUGUGUUUCUGAUUGAAGGUGUUAUUUUGGGGGGCCGCCACCUCAAUAAAUAAAGAAGGCGAGCCUGAAAUAGUUGGGUACAGCACACACACUCCGUCUCCGUCCGUACCGGUUGAAACAUCUCAGGAU
Molecule: messenger RNA, 3374 nt
Organism: Pseudoliparis swirei
Lineage: Eukaryota; Metazoa; Chordata; Actinopteri; Perciformes; Liparidae
Gene: inhbb
Product: inhibin subunit beta B
Exons: 2
Coding region: 291-1625 (444 amino acids)
Biological process (GO): BMP signaling pathway; SMAD protein signal transduction
Cellular component (GO): extracellular region
Molecular function (GO): cytokine activity; growth factor activity
Source: RefSeq, a predicted model, not a curated record